Messenger RNA from Cooperia oncophora, 285 nucleotides. NCBI's taxonomy places the organism in Eukaryota, Metazoa, Nematoda, Chromadorea, Rhabditida, Trichostrongylidae. The record is from the annotation of a GenBank genome assembly.
AUGCAGCAGAGUAACGAAAAGAUUGCCUGUCCGACACUAUUAAUGCAUCUACCUCUGGUCAUUAUGUUUCUCCUGGUCUUCACAGGGCUUACUAGCUCAGCUUUCAUAGAGUAUUUCGUUGGUGUUGCCAUGGCACUUGAUCCACUCUUUGGACCUGUUGUCACCAUAUUAUUCGUGAAGGAUUAUCGAAAGAAAGUUCUCACUACACUGCACAUUGCCAAGAAAUCACAUGCUUCUAUACUGCCCGCAGUUACCACUAUCAGGAGUCCAUCUACUCAAAAGUAA